Messenger RNA from Alternaria metachromatica, 1308 nucleotides. RefSeq lists its product as uncharacterized. Bases 1 to 1308 code for a protein of 435 amino acids. The record is from RefSeq and is a predicted model, not a curated record. Gene Ontology annotation, molecular function: catalytic activity. NCBI's taxonomy places the organism in Eukaryota, Fungi, Ascomycota, Dothideomycetes, Pleosporales, Pleosporaceae. The transcript is spliced from 5 exons.
AUGUUCGGUCCAUUCCGCCUCACAAACCCGCUAUCGGGUGGUCUAUUAUGGAAGAUACCAUGGCGGCUAUCCAGACAUCAGAAGUACAGGCAGCGCGAGCGCCUACGGCACGUCGACACUGUGGUCGGCACACUCGAUACCGCACUACGACGCAUGGGACAGAGCAUGAAGAAGGUGGAGCGCUGGAAGAUGGAGAUGCCGACCGAGGCAGAGAUGCUGCCCAAGGACAAAUACACCGUCUUCGACCGUAAGGUGAAGAGGUAUCGAAAGGGAAUACACAUACUGGAACUGCUCAAAGCCAACACCAUCACAGUCGAGGCCUAUGCGCAAUCCCUCCUCGACCGCAUCCACGACCGCGACAAUAUUGUGGAGGCAUGGGCUCACCUCGACAUGCCUACGCAAUACGGCUCUCCGAUAUACGAAGGACACCGAUCUGGCUUCGACUCAUUGGCUGUUGCCAUUCUGCGAUCUGCAGGCGCCCUUAUCUUCGGCAAGACAACGACAACUGAAUUCUCGGUCCCUAACUCAGGACCUCCAACCGCCAAUCCACACGACCCAUCUCGAACCCCAGGCGGCUCUUCAUGCGGGUCCGCCGCCGCAGUAGCCGAUAUGCAGAUUCCACUUGCUCUAGGCGUCCAGACAGGCGGAAGCGUCAUCCGACCAGCAGCCUAUUGCGGCAUCUUUGCCAUGAAACCCACGUACAACGCCAUCUCAACCUCAGGCCAAAAGACCGUUUCAUCUACAUUUGAUACUAUCGGCUUCUUCGCUCGCAGCAUACCGGAUCUGCAGUUACUAGCAGACGUCUUUUCCUUCCCUGACGACCAGCGCCCAGGAAAGGUAUGCUUGGGAGAUAUCUCGGUCGCUCUUGUCAAAACACCCAUGUGGUCAUAUGCCGGACCUGGUACUAUAAACGCCAUGCAUAAAACAGCCGCGAUACUGCAAAACCACGGCGUCCAAGCCGAAGAGAUGUCUCUACCGGAUGGCUUUGGCAACGCAGACAUUCUAACGCGCUCUCAAAAUGCAAUCAUCGACACUGAGACCGCACUCGCCUUCCGCGAAGAAUACCGUUCGCACAAGGGUGAUUUGAACGUCUCGAUCCGGAAUCUAGUAGAAAAACACUCUAAACACACCGAUGCAGGAAAAGAGAAAACGGAAGCUCUGGAUAAACUCGCUCAUUUGCGUGCGGUAUUCGACGCGAUAGCGGCUCAGUAUUCUGUCAUCAUCGCGCCGAGUGCUGUAGAUGAGGCGCCGGUGGGCCUUGGUGAUAUGGGGAGUCCGGUUUUCAAUACGCUGUGGACGGUAAGUUGA